CUCUCCGCUAAAUCAGCUGACCUGAGAUGCUAGCUAGGCUGAAUUGAAGGACCUCCGAGUCGCAACGCCGCAAUCAUUAUCAGUAUUAUAAACAUAUUUUUGUGAUAUGAAUGGGAAUUUGCAGCUGUUUGACUGAACUGCACCGAGUCAAGCGAACGUUGAAGCCUGUUAACGUUUCGUGCUCUUCCUGCAUUAGUAGAAGCUUAGAUUAUCAACAGCAACACCAUGACGGAAUUCUGGUUGAUUUCGGCGCCGGGCGAGAAGACGUGUCAGCAGACGUGGGACAAGCUGAUGGUGGCCACCACACGUACCAACAACCUCUCCGCCAAUACGAAGUUCAGCAUCCCUGACCUCAAGGUGGGCACCCUGGAUGUCCUGGUGGGCCUGUCGGACGAGUUGGCCAAGCUGGACACAUUUGUGGAAAGCGUGGUGAAGAAGGUGGCACAGUACAUGGCCGACGUCCUGGAGGACAGUCGCGACAAAGUGCAGGAGAACUUGUUGGCUAACGGACUGGACCUGGUCACUUACAUCACCAGAUUCCAGUGGGACAUGGCCAAGUAUCCCAUCAAGCAGUCGCUGAAGAACAUCUCUGAAAUCGUCUCCAAGCAAGCGACGCAGAUUGACAACGAUUUAAAGGCCCGGGCGUCGGCGUACAACAACCUGAAGGGGAACUUGCAGAACCUGGAACGCAAGAACGCUGGAAGCUUGCUGACCCGAAGCCUGGCCGACAUUGUGAAGAAAGACGACUUCGUGCUUGACUCAGAGUAUUUGGUGACCAUGUUGGUGGUUGUUCCCAAGACGAGCUUCGUCGACUGGCAGAAGACAUACGAAACCUUGGCGGAGAUGGUGGUGCCGCGUUCUACCAAGUUGCUUUUCGAAGACAACGACAGCGGUCUGUUCAGCGUGACGCUUUUCCGGAAGGCGGUGGACGACUUUAAGCACAAGGCCAGGGAAAACAAGUUCACAGUGCGUGACUUCCAGUACAACGAGGAAGAGAUGAAAGCAGACAAAGAGGAGAUGACGCGCUUAUCCACCGACAAGAAGAAACAGUUUGGCCCUCUGGUCCGGUGGCUCAAAGUCAACUUCAGUGAAGCCUUCAUUGCGUGGAUCCACAUAAAAGCGCUACGUGUGUUCGUGGAGUCCGUCCUGAGAUAUGGCCUUCCGGUGAACUUUCAGGCCAUGCUCCUGCAGCCCAACAAGAAGAACAUGAAGAAGCUGAGGGAGGUUCUCUACGAUCUUUACAAACACCUGGACAGCAGCGCCGCCAUCAUCGAUGCGUCGAUGGACAUCCCCGGUCUGAACCUGAGCCAGCAGGAGUACUACCCAUAUGUUUACUACAAGAUCGACUGCAACCUUCUGGACUUCAAAGUCUAAAAGAGCCGUUCGGUUUGCCACCCUUUGACAUUCCUGCCCAUCCUUGUCUAACUCAUUCCACUUUCAGAAGUCUCUCGCCAUCCAAAGACGUCGAUAAAACUGCGUUUUCACCACGUCAUGGUACGCAAAUGGAGAUGUGUAUGAUAAAUAUAGUAUUUAUUUGAGUAUUUUAUUUGACGGUGACGUGUUUUUAGCGUGUUUGUCUACGGUUAGAUGUUGAUCAUCGUUCCCUGGUUAAAAAAGCAAUAUAUUUGCUGACUGUGCGCUCCCGUUAAUUCUGUAUAUUUGGUCGCUCUUUUGCGUGGAUGCUGCUGUAACGUCGCUCUAAUAUGAAUAUGGAGUCCUUUCAAAAGAGAAAAACAAUAAAUGUGAAAAUAAUGA
Corythoichthys intestinalis (scribbled pipefish) is the source of this 1755-nucleotide messenger RNA. It is a transcript of the gene atp6v1c1b, whose product is annotated as ATPase H+ transporting V1 subunit C1b. Lineage: Eukaryota; Metazoa; Chordata; Actinopteri; Syngnathiformes; Syngnathidae. Gene Ontology annotation, biological process: proton transmembrane transport. The record is from RefSeq and is a predicted model, not a curated record. Gene Ontology annotation, molecular function: proton-transporting ATPase activity, rotational mechanism. The transcript has 13 exons. Gene Ontology annotation, cellular component: lysosomal membrane; vacuolar proton-transporting V-type ATPase, V1 domain. The coding region runs from base 226 to 1374 and encodes 382 amino acids.